Molecule: messenger RNA, 1437 nt
Organism: Elaeis guineensis (African oil palm)
Lineage: Eukaryota; Viridiplantae; Streptophyta; Magnoliopsida; Arecales; Arecaceae
Product: transcription factor MYB52
Biological process (GO): regulation of DNA-templated transcription
Cellular component (GO): nucleus
Molecular function (GO): DNA-binding transcription factor activity, RNA polymerase II-specific; RNA polymerase II cis-regulatory region sequence-specific DNA binding
Source: RefSeq, a predicted model, not a curated record
CUUGCACUAACCUAUGCGUUUGUCUUCUUCUUCUCAAUAUAUAUUCCGACACCUGGAUCUAUGCCCAUAUCUUCACCAAUAGAGAUUCUUAAGAGCAGCUAACAAAAAGAACUCCCACCACCUGUUACAAUAAAUUUUUCCUUUAGCUUCUUGGUCUCUCUUGGCACUUCUCACAGCUGAAGAAAAUCUAUCAAAACUAAAGAAAGAGAAGCUUUAUCAAUAGAUUGAGGUGUUUUCUUUAUCUUCCUUCCUAGCUAGCUCUUCUAUAUAUUCUUCAGAUAAGAUGUGCAGCAGAGGCCAUUGGAGGCCAGCGGAGGAUGAGAAGCUCAAGGAAUUGGUUGCCCGAUAUGGCCCUCAUAACUGGAACGCGAUCGCUGAGAAGCUUCAAGGGAGAUCAGGGAAGAGUUGCAGGCUUAGAUGGUUCAAUCAGUUGGACCCAAGGAUCAAUCGCAGCCCCUUCACCCCAGAGGAAGAAGAACGGCUCCUUGCUUCACACCGAAUUCAUGGAAACCGAUGGGCCAUCAUCGCAAGGCUUUUCCCAGGUCGUACUGACAACGCGGUCAAGAAUCAUUGGCAUGUGAUCAUGGCACGAAGGUGUAGAGAGAGGUCGAGACUUUACUCCAAGAGAGCUUACCGCUCUGCAGUCAAAGAAGAGAAAUACAAAGAAGGCAAAGAGAUCAGGAAAUCCGAGGCUAGAAAUAUUGUUACAUUGGUGGAGAAAUAUUGUAGAGGAUGCGGUGACUCCAUAGCUAAUAAUCAUCAAAAUCACAAAGAGUUUUACUCUGAGAUCCAUGGUUAUUAUCCCAGCAUGGUUGCAGAUGGAGAUAGACAUAGAGAGCACUCAAUCGAGUUCUAUGAUUUUCUCCAAGUAAACACUGACUCUAAUGAUACUACGUGUUGCUCGAGCAUAGAGGAACAAGAGGAGACCAAGAAGAAUUGCAGCGAGGCUGCUGUUCCUUUCAUAGAUUUCUUGGCAGUUGGAAGUUCCUCUUAACGAUGGGUAUUAGCAAAGACAAGCAGACACAUUUGAUAUCUGUGUAUGGUUUUAGUGCACAUAAACCCUAACAUCGUAGAACUUACUAUACAUAAAUCUGUAAAUUCUGCAUAAGAUACCAGAGCUUAUUUAUAUAAGUUGCAUCAGUGGUGUGUGCAAAACGAUCUCUUAAUGUAAAUGAGGAUCCGCUCCCUAAUUAUGUACUUGGUCUUCUUGGAAAAUGGUGAUAGGUAAUUUGCCAAUCAAUUGGACCAUCUUCUUAUGUGCAUACAAGCUAGGUUUCGUGAAAGUAUGCUCAUGAUUGGAAUAUAUCUUAAACAAAGAGUAUUUUCCAUAUGUACAAUUAUGAUUGUAAUUCAUGAAUACCUUUAUGAAUUCUUUUUUUCUUUUUCUUUUUUGAGAAGAAUAUCUUCAUGAUUUGUAAAGCGUGCAACAUUUGCAUU